AUGUCGCGCAAGCCAAAGGCGCUGAUUUUACAGAGCCCAGAGCUGACGCGCAAGUUCCAGGCCGGUGACAAUGUGGUGUAUCUGUACGAGGGCCACUAUAUGCAGGAUCACGUGCGGAAGAGCAACUUGGAAGAGCGGAUGGCGGUGCCCAACUACGAGCACAUCAGCAAGAGCCCACUGAACGCGAUCGGCGUCAAGUACUACUGCGUGGUGGAGAGCGUGCAGCGGUCAAACGACCAAGACUGGGUCGCCGUCCUCGUGGUCAACGACGUCACGUCAAAGUUCUUUGGUUAUCGGUUCACCGUCACCCACAUCAACUCGCAUUACUCGGUCGAUUCGGUCAUCCUCGCCGACCUUACUUUGCAUUGA
Thecamonas trahens ATCC 50062 is the source of this 369-nucleotide messenger RNA. RefSeq lists its product as uncharacterized. Bases 1 to 369 code for a protein of 122 amino acids. Lineage: Eukaryota; Apusomonadida; Apusomonadidae. The transcript is spliced from 2 exons. The record is from RefSeq and is a predicted model, not a curated record.